This is a messenger RNA of Anthostomella pinea, 834 nucleotides long. The record is from the annotation of a GenBank genome assembly. Lineage: Eukaryota; Fungi; Ascomycota; Sordariomycetes; Xylariales; Xylariaceae.
AUGGGCGAGUUUGGUGCCAAAGUCUCCGAUCUGCUCGACCUUUACAGCAGAUGCUCAGGCUUGUUGAAGGCUUUCAGGGGGACAUCAGACUCCGACGUGGACUCACUCAGCUCAUAUGCACGGCUCCGGAGCUCGAUUCGCUCUGACCGGGCCAAGGUCCCGACGUCAAGGUCGGCGCUGAGGCGCAUCCUGAGGAGGCUGAAGAUGGCCUUGGUCGACAUUUUGGGCACGGCCAAAACACAGAGACCCAUUAUAGAUUACGAGUCACUGAUGUCCCUAUCGAACACGUCCCGAACUGACACCAUUAAGACCAUCGAGCGGUUGUCACAUCGACUGAGCAGUCGCCGGCUAAGCAGUGCCCAAAAGGGGCAUGAGACCUCACCGCCAUACGCAUCAAGGAGCCGUCGACAUAAGAAACAGUCGUCCUCUACCAAAGAGAAUAACCGCGACAGACAUCGCGCGGGAUCCAAGGACCCGAGGCUUGGGGACGCUACGAGGCUACGAACACCAAGCCAUGGUGAGCUGACCCAAGACCUUUGCCUACGGUCCAAUAUACCUGGGAAGGCGACAAGGGAGGACAUACGCAGCAAAAGAAGCGGAAAUGCCCAUGUCGCUGAAAGCUCGCAUCGCAUUUCCUUCAUAUCCACGUUCUCGGAUAGUACCAAACUCGGCGAGAUGCCACGACGAAGGUCACGCUUGGUGCAAAACUCGGAUGGCGGAGAGUACACGGAGUUUCCAUUCCACCCAGUGUAUCCUAUCAACGCCUACAGGCCGGAAUCAGACGAGAAGAGGAGUUUCUUGAGACGCCUGUUUGGAAGUCAUGGGAGGAAGUGA